Molecule: messenger RNA, 1445 nt
Organism: Chanos chanos (milkfish)
Lineage: Eukaryota; Metazoa; Chordata; Actinopteri; Gonorynchiformes; Chanidae
Product: tumor necrosis factor receptor superfamily member 5
Exons: 8
Coding region: 528-1445 (305 amino acids)
Biological process (GO): immune response-regulating cell surface receptor signaling pathway; apoptotic process; immune response
Cellular component (GO): membrane; CD40 receptor complex; external side of plasma membrane
Molecular function (GO): protein binding; transmembrane signaling receptor activity
Source: RefSeq, a predicted model, not a curated record
UCCGGUAUUAUUCAGCUGUUUGGAAGUCAGUCGUUUCACGAAGCUUGUGUACAGUAGCCUAUAGAUAAACGAUAAACGUUUACAGCAGCCUCGUCACACGACGCCGUGCUUUAAGCACAGGAAGGAACGAAAAAGAAUAAACGCGAAGGGGUUGAGGGGCUUUCCACCAUAUAGGAAAGACACGAACGGGGGGAAACAGUGGGCGAGAGGUGAGCACAAGAAUAAGAGACAGACAGAGAGGAAAUAUCGAGUUAAUUUGAAGGAGGGAGAUAAGCUGAGCUGAAUGUACGUGAACUUAAGGAGCUAAAAAACAAAACCAAACAAAACAGAACGGGUGAGGGGAGAGAUCAAGUAAGUAGCAUUUCAGGACAAACAUCAAGAUUUUUAAGGGGAAAAAAACUAAGAACAUUAAAAGAAAACAACAACGAAUUCUCUUCGCACCGAAACGAAAGGAUAAGUUAAAUGUGACGGAGCAGAGACAAAAACAACGACAUUGAGAAAAAAGCAAUCCAGCAAGAGAGGUGACGAUGGUUGAGUGCAACGCCACACAGGUUCUACAUAACGGUUCGUGCUGCACACGCUGUCAAAAAGGCCAUUACGUCCAAACUUUUUGUACCAAAAACUCCGCCACAAAGUGUAACGUCUGUCCACGUGGACAAUACACAGAGGCCGACAAUCUGUUGGACAAGUGUAGAUUAUGUAAACCGUGCAGUAAGGAGAACCGCCAGGUCAUUGAAUCACCAUGUGAAGCUGAUAGAAACACAGUUUGUCGCUGCCAACGAGGUUAUUACUGUGCAGACGAAGAGUGCCUUCACUGUACUCUCGUCAAAGACUGUGAAGUGGGCCAUGGAGUUCGAUCAAAACCUCAGUGGAAUAAAGAUACAGUCUGUGAACGCUGUCCGAAAGGAACCUACAGCAAUGUGACUGAUUCCACUUCUCCCUGCCUCAAAUUCACCAGCUGUGAGGAGUUGGGGAGACAUACGUUGUUUCCUGGGAAUUCCACCACUGAUGUGAAAUGUGGAGACUUUAUUCACUGUAAGCCCGGUUGUCAUUGGGCAUUACCUGCCGGUCUGUGGGCGGGGCUUGUUGUGACCUGCCUCCUCGUCGUCAUUGGCAUUAUCUGCUGGAAGCUUAAACGUCGGUCAAAAAAAUCAGAGGUGUGCAGUGAAUCCAUAUACACUCCAGACCUCCUGUACCAAGUGAACUGUGACUUGGGAGAAUGCUACAAAGACCCAUCACUCACCAAAACAGAUGAGACCAGAACGUCGACGAAAGACGAUGCGUGCACUUGUUUCGUGACGAAGUCUAUCCAUCCAGCGCCUGCUGAUUUCAACCAAGGAGCUGCAGCUAUCGAGAGCGACGGGCCCGUGACUGACCAAUCUUUCUACCCGUCACAGCCUCAGGAAGACGAGUGGACGUACUCCGACGACACAGAGACGCUUUAA